UUAACUUGUACCUCCUGCAAAGGACUUUGAAAUUCGUCGAAGAAACUGUCACAUAAGCGUUGUGACCAAGUCACUAACCGUCGGUAACUUACGUUUAUCCUAAGCCUGAUGAAUUGCGUGAUGAGUGAGAAUAAAUUUGGUAAAAUGCUCACAGCCAUGUCUGUACGUUGCGUGCUGAUUCUCGUGAUAGUGAGGUUGAAAGUAGCAGAAUGCCACAGUGACUGUUUUGAAGAUUCUUGCUACGAGUUUAAGAAAGAGGAAAAAACAUGGAAAGAUGCCAGAAACGCUUGUAAAGAAAAGAGAGGCGACCUAGUUUCCAUUGAAACUGUAGAGGAGUGGGAUUUUAUCAAAGGCGUGAUUCAAAAACAGAGUGCAAAAACGUGGUUUAUUGGCUUAGAAAAAAGAGCUGGUAGUUGGACAUGGGUGAGUGGAAGAUCACUAACCAUUUGUAACUGGAAAAAUUAUCAGGGAGCUGUAAAUGGUCGUGUGGCUAGAUUACACAAAAAUAACCGCACCUUUCUUCAUGGUAAAGGAGAAAAGAAGAAAUAUUUUAUUUGUGAAACUGCAAAAGGUAUUGGAGAGAAUACUUCGCAAGGUUACUGCUACAUGCCUGUCGCAAUACCUUGCAAAUUGGAAUAUGAUAAAAAGAACUGGACACAGACUUGUAGAUUUUCUGGACAUUAUUGUAGUAUGAGUUGCACUGUUAGUGCUUGUGAGCCCUCAGAGGAAUUUUGCGGACAAAAAUGUGCUAAGACUUUCAAUCCAUUGGUACAACAAUGCACUGACGACAAACACGUGAAUAGUACCUAUAACCAGACUUGCAAUGCUACAAAGUGUGAUUUAACAGAGGGUGAACAGAACUUUAGUACAAGAAACACCUGCUAUUGUGAAGAUGAUGAAUGUUCUAAGACUUGCAGUGAUAUAAAGUGUACGCAAACUUGCAGAGGAAGAGAAAACGCUACAGUCCCUGCGUUAUCAGUUUCAACAGUGACCCAACCGUUGUCAUCACUGCCACUAAUCUCAGCAACACCUAACGCGCCGUCGCGGUCGCCGUCGCCGUCGUCGUCGUCGUCGCAGUCAAUACCAACAGCAACACCAUCAUCAUCAUUGGCAUCAAGAAAAAUUUCAAAGUUGGAAAAUGAAUAUCGUUCCAAACUUGAAAGAAUAAAUGUCAACGAAAAGGCUUCAUUGCAG
Stylophora pistillata is the source of this 1194-nucleotide messenger RNA. RefSeq lists its product as uncharacterized. Gene Ontology annotation, cellular component: plasma membrane. Gene Ontology annotation, molecular function: G protein-coupled receptor activity. Gene Ontology annotation, biological process: G protein-coupled receptor signaling pathway; cell surface receptor signaling pathway. Lineage: Eukaryota; Metazoa; Cnidaria; Anthozoa; Scleractinia; Pocilloporidae. The record is from RefSeq and is a predicted model, not a curated record.